Colletotrichum karsti is the source of this 1431-nucleotide messenger RNA. RefSeq lists its product as uncharacterized. Lineage: Eukaryota; Fungi; Ascomycota; Sordariomycetes; Glomerellales; Glomerellaceae. The record is from RefSeq and is a predicted model, not a curated record. The coding region runs from base 1 to 1431 and encodes 476 amino acids. The transcript is spliced from 3 exons.
AUGCUUCGCUCCUCGCGACAGCUUCUGCGAUUCGCUCCGCGCUCGGUCGCAGCUCCCUCUACCACCCAUUCCUCCGCGUCCUUCUCGACCAGAACCUCCCAAAGCGCACUCCAGAGCUCCAAGCGCCCCUCCACAGCACUGCAAGCGCGCGUGUCUCCCCUCGCUCUCGUCGCCCGCUACACAAACUCUCCCUACGACAAGAUCGACAAGAAGGCCGAGGCAGAGAUCGCCAAGAAGAAGCUCGAGUCCAACCCCGCCGAGGUUUCCACCGAAUCCUCAACACGUCAUCUUUUCGAGCCUGCGCCGGCAAACCCAGACCGCGACGCUGACCUUUCUGAAGGGCUGAAGCACGAUGUCAACAUCGUCAAGGACACUUUCGACCUCAGCGAGGUGCCGAGAGAACCCCUCGCCCUUGGUAUCGCCGGCACCCUUCCGUACCUCGCGACCUCCUUGAGCACAAUGUACCUGAGUUGGGAUCUUAACCUGGAAUGGCCCUCGACUUCGACGUUUCUCAACAACAUCUACAUGAACCAGGAGCUGGCUCAAUACUGGCUGAACCUCUUGGAGCCCAUCCAGCUCGGCUACGGCGCCAUCAUCAUCUCUUUCCUGGGUGCUGUUCACUGGGGCAUGGAAUACGCCGAAAAGACUCCUGACCCCAGACGCACGCAGUUCCGUUACGGCAUGGGUGUCGUCGCUCCCAUGGUGGCCUGGCCGACGCUCCUGAUGCCGGUGGAAUACGCCCUCACCUCCCAGUUCGCCGCCUUCACCUUCCUGUACCUUGCCGACGUACGUGCCAAGAACAAGGGCUGGACCCCGCCGUGGUACGGAACCUACCGUUUCGUGUUGACGGCCGUCGUGGGCGUGUCCAUCUUCAUCAGUCUGGUCGGCCGGACCAAGAUUGGCAACGCCCAGCCUCACAUCGGUCAGGAGCUAGCCGAGAGCAUGCACAAGGCCAAGGGCGACACGUCCCGCGACUGGGACAAGCUCGAGCAGGAAGAGCGCGAGCGGGUCAAGAAGGAGAAGGAGGAGGAGGAGAAGAAGAAGAAGGAAGAAGAGAAGAAGGCCAAGACCGAGGAAAAGAAGAAGGGCAAGAAGGGCGAUUCUAAGAGCAAGGACAAGAAGCAAGAGAAGGCUGCUGACGACAGCGCUGAAGAGGGCAAGAAGGAUGACGGCGAGGCAGACAAGAAGGAGGAGACGGAAGACAAGGAUGAUGGUAAGGACGAGUCUAAGGAUGACGGUAAGGACGAGUCCAUGGAUGAGAGUAAGGGUGAAAGCCAGGGAGAGAAGAAGGACGAAGGCAAGGAGGAGAAGCAGGACGACUCCAAGGAUGAGUCCAAGGACGCCAAGGGCAAGGGGGAAGGCGAAAAGAAGAGCGAGGUCAAGGGAGAGAAGAAGGACGACAGCAAGGACAAGAAGGAGAAGAAGGAGUGA